Molecule: messenger RNA, 420 nt
Organism: Gastrolobium bilobum
Lineage: Eukaryota; Viridiplantae; Streptophyta; Magnoliopsida; Fabales; Fabaceae
Product: ethylene-responsive transcription factor ERF098-like
Exons: 1
Coding region: 1-420 (139 amino acids)
Biological process (GO): regulation of DNA-templated transcription; ethylene-activated signaling pathway
Molecular function (GO): DNA binding; DNA-binding transcription factor activity
Source: RefSeq, a predicted model, not a curated record
AUGGAGGAGGGACAUAAGGGGGGGCAAGAGAAAGAGAAGGAAGGGGAAGAAGUGAGGUACCGUGGUGUUAGAAGGAGGCCAUGGGGGAAGUAUGGGGCAGAGAUUAGAGACCCAACAAAGCCUACGGGAAGACAGUGGUUGGGGACAUUUAAUACAGCAGAAGAAGCAGCUAAAGCUUAUGAUCAAGCAGCCAUUGGUUUGAGAGGUGCUCUUGCAAUCCUAAAUUUUCCUGAUGAGUUCUGUUCUCAUCUACCUUCAGUAUCAUCACCAUCAUCUUCUUCUUCUAAUGCUGCCAUUGUAAGUUCUUCUUAUGCACAACAGAGGGAAGUUAUUGAGUUUGAGUAUUUGGAUAACAAGGUGUUGGAAGACCUCCUUCAGUCAGAAGAAGAGAAGAAAUGUGGAAGCAAGACUAAGGACUGA